Lytechinus pictus (painted urchin) is the source of this 2140-nucleotide messenger RNA. Its product is annotated as monocarboxylate transporter 9-like. NCBI's taxonomy places the organism in Eukaryota, Metazoa, Echinodermata, Echinoidea, Temnopleuroida, Toxopneustidae. Gene Ontology annotation, molecular function: monocarboxylic acid transmembrane transporter activity. Bases 391 to 2025 code for a protein of 544 amino acids. Gene Ontology annotation, biological process: transmembrane transport. Gene Ontology annotation, cellular component: membrane. The transcript has 5 exons. The record is from RefSeq and is a predicted model, not a curated record.
AUAUACGGUUGGUAAACUGGUAUUUAUCGUUUCAGUUAUUUUUUUCUAUCUGUGAGUUAGAGCUUGUUAUAUAUGAAUAAAAUAAAUUUUCGAAAAUUUUCAGUGAAUUGAGUAAGACAAUAGGGGCAAAUGCCGCUUGCCGGGCCGCUUGCAUCAGAAAUUAUGUCUGUGUGGCUCUGACCCUCUGACUCCAACUCAUAUGCGUGCUCAUAUGCCAUGUACAAUGUCAACAAAACAUGUUAACGCAACGAGCAGGAAAUAAUAGCACGGCUGGAGCCGCAGCUCCUCAGUAUUUGCGAGAUGUAUUUGAUUCAACCAACGAGGCUAUAGCUGUAGAUGGUUAUGCCCGUAUUAUGAUUCUGCACACAGAAUCUUAAACAGUACUGAGAAAUGGCAAGACCAGGAGCAAGAAUAAUCCUUGCAGCCAGGUUCUCCUUCUUCUGCAUGGAGAUUGGACUGGCCAAGUCAUUUGGGGUUCUCAUCCCCGAAUUGGAAGAACAGCUUCAGACGUCGAACGCCAUCAUUGGUCUCAUCACAUCUCUAUCACUGGCCACAAUGUAUCUAGGAUCGCCAAUAUCGAAGAUGCUUAUUCAUCGAUGCGCCCGUCCUCGUAUCUUAACAACUCUAUCCGGCUUUGCUGCAGGAUGUGCUUUGAUUGGUACAGCAUUCACUAGAAAUCUUAUCCUCAUGAGUAUUCUCUUCAUGGUCGUUGGAUUGUGCUGCUCCGUGGUAAAUCUUCAAGCACUUGUUCUCCUACACGAAUACUACCAAGAACAAUUCCCAUUUGCAAGUUGCAUCUCCGUACUUGGUAUCCCGUUUGGUGCCGUUGUCUUACCCCCGGUUACAGAGAAACUCCUGGAGCAGUAUGGAUUGAGUGGGACCCUACUGGUAAUGGGAGCGUUGGUCCUCAACAUGCUUCCAAUUGGACUGGUUCUUAGGGAUCCAAGAAACAGUCCAAGAACUCAAAGUCCGGUGGAGGAGCGAGAGAAGGAACAAUUUAUGCAGGUGAUAACAUCUGGAACGGAAGAAUAUGAUCAAAUAACAUCGAGCGAAAAUAAUGGAGUUGGCAGUCAACAUGAUCAAAGAGAUGACCACUUAAUGAUCAAAAGUGGACAGAGGCAAGCAGCAGAAGAUGAUGGUGUCAUUCAAUGUCAAGGUCCUGAGUUGUCUUCAGAAACUUUUGUUGCAUCCAUCAGGGAUUUAAAGCGUACCCAAGUGGAGGAACCCGAAAUAUACCCGGAUAAAAGGGAUAUGAUCGGACAACUUUCUCAAUAUUCUGCAAGCUCCAGCCUCGUUCGGACAACAGAUGGGUCCAUGGUAUCACCUUGCUUAGCCCUAUUCCAUUUCGACGUAUUGACAAAAGAACCACUUUUUUCACUCCUCUUUCUUCCAAGCGUCCUUCUGACUUUCUUGGUGACAGGUGGGUGGGCUCUUUUCAUUGUCAAAUACGCGGUCGAACACGGAAUCGACAUCGCCCGCGGAACCUACCUCGCUACAUCUGGGGCCGUUAGCGGUAUCGUGUCAUCUGUUGUCAUGUCCAUUGGUCUGCGCUAUCGUCCGGCAUGGAGUCCGCAGUACUUGCUCUGGAAUCAGAUACUACCGACUGCAAUGUUUUUCUUUCAGAUACUUCACUCCUCGUACAUAUAUCUGGUGGUGAUGUCCUUUCUAAUCGGCUUUGGACUCUUCGGUGCUAAUGUGACCGUCGAAGCGGUUAUGUCGGAGAUCGUCCAGAGUAAGAACUUUCCAGAUGCUAGUAGCAUCUUCUACUUGUGUAUCGGCAUUGGAUACAUCUUGUCUGGAUACGUUGCAGGUUUUGUCCGAGAUCAAACCGGUGACAUCGAACUCUUAUUCGUGUUCCUUGGUGUGACGUCAUUGAUAUCAUGCUGUCUGACAUUGGCUACCAUAAUAGUCUUGAGAAGAAAACGAAAAGGGCAAAGCAGUGAUUCAGGUAUCAAUACACGCGAUAAAGGGACAUACAAGGAACCCGUCUCACAACAAUCAGAUGAAAAUGAUGAUUUUCUCUGACGAAUCUGCUAGAAGUUCAUCAAAAAUUAACCUUAAUGAUAGUUCAGCUUCCAAACGCUCAACCAUUCUGCAAGUUACUCAAGAUGCCGAUGUUAAUAAAAGUGCAAUGUAUUUA